Arachis stenosperma is the source of this 1612-nucleotide messenger RNA. Its product is annotated as syntaxin-22-like. Lineage: Eukaryota; Viridiplantae; Streptophyta; Magnoliopsida; Fabales; Fabaceae. Gene Ontology annotation, molecular function: SNAP receptor activity; SNARE binding. The coding region runs from base 297 to 1115 and encodes 272 amino acids. Gene Ontology annotation, biological process: intracellular protein transport; vesicle-mediated transport; vesicle fusion. The transcript is spliced from 7 exons. Gene Ontology annotation, cellular component: membrane; endomembrane system; SNARE complex. The record is from RefSeq and is a predicted model, not a curated record.
CAACAGGCACGCUUCCAGUUUCUCUCUCUAAAAGUAAUCAGUAAUCAUCAUUCAUCACAUCUCUCUCUUCUCUCUCUAAAUCGGGUUCGGUGCUGCACGUUUACAUUCAUAACAUCCCUAAUUCACCGAAUUCCGAUCGGUCUUCCGAGACCGGCAACAACUUUCCUCUUUCAAUUUCCCAAUUCUAAGGAAACACUCUGUCUUCAAUUUUCUCGAGAAAAUUAUUUAGGGUUACGCAGGCACGCGCGCGCGCAAUCCUCUAGAGAGAGAGAGAGAGAGAAAUUCAAUAAUAUAGAAUGAGCUUUCAGGAUAUCGAGGCCGGCCGGCCGUUCGCUUCCCGCCGAGGCCAUAUCAACGGCAAGCAAGAUCCCACGCAGGCGGUGGCUGCCGGAAUUUUCCAGAUCAACACCGCGGUCUCCACCUUCCAGAGGCUUGUCAACACCCUAGGAACCCCCAAAGACACCCCCGAGCUCCGGGAGAAGCUGCACAAGACAAGGCUGCACAUUGGACAAUUGGUGAAGGACACGUCAGCGAAGCUUAAACAAGCUAGUGAAAUUGAUCACCAAUCUAAUAUCAAUGCAAACAAGAAGAUAGCAGAUGCUAAACUCGCGAAAGAUUUUCAGGCCGUGUUGAAAGAAUUUCAGAAGGCACAGCGACUUGCGGCAGAGAGGGAAACAGCUUACACCCCAUUUGUUCCACAAGCAGCUCCAUCCAGCUAUACACCUAAUGAAGCAGAUGCUAAUUCUGGUAAGACUCCAGAACAGCGUGCCCUUCUUGUGGAAUCCAGAAGGCAGGAGGUCUUGUUUUUAGAUAAUGAGAUUGCCUUCAAUGAGGCUAUCAUUGAAGAAAGAGAGCAAGGCAUUCAAGAAAUUCAGCAGCAAAUUGGUGAAGUAAAUGAAAUUUUUAAAGAUCUUGCUGUGCUUGUGCAUGAACAGGGAGCUAUGAUUGAUGAUAUUGGGUCCAACAUUGAGCAUUCCCAUGCAGCAACUGCACAAGCAAGAUCGCAACUUGCUAAAGCUUCAAAGACUCAAAGAUCAAAUUCUUCUUUGACAUGCUUGCUUUUGGUGAUAUUUGGAAUUGUGCUUCUAAUCGUCAUCGUUGUUCUGGCUGCUUAGUCAAAGAUUAUCAGUUCUGUUAACGAUCAAUGAUAUAAACUGAGCCAUUGAAGUGCAGCUAGGAUCUUCCAUGCUGAUGAUCUCUCUGAGGUGAUUUCCCCUGAUCUUGUCAAUGACUGGGAUUUCUCUCGUCUGGUUUCAGUUCAUAAUUUGACACAAGUACAUCGUGAUUUUGUCUUUGGGGUUUGUGUUGUUGUCUGUGUUGGUUUUAGUGGUUUUAUGGAUGCAUCACAACGUACUUCUCGUCUAUUUUCUCUUUUUGUUUCCUUAAUAAAAGAAAUAUUAAUUCUUUUGGGUUUUCCUUUACCUGUAAAUGCAGCACCUAUUGCUAAAAUUUUAGCAAUACCUUAAUUCAGUGUAACCUUAUAUAUUGAGUCUCUUUUCACAAAUUUGGAGCUUAGAUUUCUUGUGCUUGGUUUGACUGCUGUAUAUAAGGAAAAUGGAUGUAUUCCUGAGAGUUUAAUUGAUAAUUGGUGUUUAUUUCUCAUUAAUCUUGA